Molecule: messenger RNA, 1077 nt
Organism: Leishmania mexicana MHOM/GT/2001/U1103
Lineage: Eukaryota; Euglenozoa; Kinetoplastea; Trypanosomatida; Trypanosomatidae
Exons: 1
Coding region: 1-1077 (358 amino acids)
Biological process (GO): retrograde transport, endosome to Golgi; phospholipid translocation
Cellular component (GO): trans-Golgi network; endosome
Source: RefSeq, a predicted model, not a curated record
AUGGAGGUGGUGAGAAUCUGCUUUCAGAUCGCGCUCGUUACCGUGCCCCACAUUGGCUACUGUGUGCAGCGUGCAGAAAUUCACCGCACGCAGUCGUUUGCAGGCUACUCCCCCGUCGUGUCUCUCAUCCUGCUGACAAGCAACACACUGCGCAUCUACUAUUAUAUUGGCCACCGCUUUCUUUUAGCCCUCCUCUUUCAGGCUAUUGUCGGCGUUGCUGUGCACGGGGCACUUCUGUGCAAGAUACUGGAGGUGCAAGUGCAGCAUGUGCUGGACGCCCGGUCCGAGGACACAUACGACGAGGACUCCGGCGCCAUCAUCGAGACUGCGGAAGCAGAGCCUCCAACAGUGGCACCGCCGUCUUCUGCGGCCGGCACUGGCGGGAUGGCGGAAAAGCAAAACCAGACAUGCAGCGACAGAGACGACACGACCCCCUCACUAAACACUGCCACAACGCCUGCUGCGGAGUGGCCGGCCUCGUCGAGCGCGACGCACAACGAGUACGAGGGCUCGGGCGACGCGCCGCCAUCGCUUGCCCCAUCGGCUGGCAUCAGGUGUGGGGGUUCCAAGUUUAUGCGGGUCCUCUUCGGCAUUGAGGACUGUAUCGAAGCUCGCUUGCUUCGGAACACGCCGCCUCAGUUUGUCUACAACUACGUCAUCGCUUCUACCGCAGCGCUGGUGACGGCGCUGCUCUACUACGCUUCCAUUCGCCGCGUCUGGGAGAACGCGGCUGAGGUGGUGGGGUAUACGGCGCUCGGGAUCGAGGCCCUAUUAGUGCUCCCGCAGAUUCUUCGCAACGCUCGGCGGCGCAGCACCGAAGGGCUCACUAUGCUGCUCAUCCUCACCUGGGUGUGCGGUGAUAUUAUCAAGGUGAUUUACUUUAUCUAUGCAAAACAGGCGCUGCCUUUUAUUGUGUGCGGCUGCUUCCAGGUUUUUCUGGACAUUGUGGUGGUGGCGCAGCUUGUGUACUACCGCCUGAUUGUGAAGCGAGAGAGCGAGGUGCUCAUCGAGGGCGACGACAGCGCUGAUGGGCAAUACGGCGACGGAACCGUGCCCGUGGUGGACUCGCUUGAGUAG